Durio zibethinus is the source of this 2223-nucleotide messenger RNA. RefSeq names its product xylan glycosyltransferase MUCI21-like. NCBI's taxonomy places the organism in Eukaryota, Viridiplantae, Streptophyta, Magnoliopsida, Malvales, Malvaceae. The record is from RefSeq and is a predicted model, not a curated record. Gene Ontology annotation, molecular function: glycosyltransferase activity.
AAUGAAGCCUUCCUCUUCAAACAACGCGUCUGCUUUGAGAGCUUUUAUUUGUUUGUUUUUUUCCUCGUUAUCAAAGAAAAGAAGAGGAAAAACCCCAGAAACUCAUCUAUUUCUUCUCCUACUUAGCUAGGCUGCUGCCUGCUUUGCAGCAUAGAAAGCAAGCUCUCUCUCUCUCUUUUUGUUGUUGGGUUGAUUAGUGUAAACUACAAUGUUAAGCCUGGCACAUAGAGCUGAUCAAACAGGUCCAUAGAAAGCAAGCUUCUUUUUUAUUAUUAUUUUAAAAAAUUGGGUUUUGAACAUAAGAAAUGGUGCACUAUCAGCGUUAUAAUCAGUUCAAAAAGGGUGGAGAUGAAGAGACAGGGACUCUUGUUUUUGUUUCAUCAAACCCUGGUUACUACAUAAGAAGAAGGCUUAAACUUUUCUCUAUCCUCUUGCUUUCUCUUCUCUCUUGUAGCUUCGUAUUGGCUCCUCACUUCUUUAGCUCUUCUUCUGCUUUAUCUUAUCUCUAUUCAUUUGGUGUACUAAAUGAAGGCCAUACUGGUGACAUGGAUGUAAAUACUCCUCUUUGUUCUUCAAUCUCUAAUGGUACAAUUUGCUGUGACAGAAGCCAUUUUCGUUCUGAUGUUUGUUUUAUGAAGGGUGACGUAAGAACACUCUCUCCCUCCUCUUCAGUAUUCCUUUAUUCAUCAAACAAUAGCUAUGGUGUCAUUAAUUAUGUUUCGAGUAUGGUUGAUGAUGGAGAAGAAGAGGAAGAUGAUCAACUACAACAUGAAACGAUCAAACCUUAUACCCGGAAAUGGGAAACGAGUGUAAUGAACACCAUUGAUGAAUUGGACCUUAUCUCAAAGAGACGACAUUUGGGCGUUCACCAUCCUUGCGAUGUGAUUCAUAACGUUCCAGCAAUUGUCUUCUCAACUGGAGGCUAUACCGGCAAUGUUUAUCACGAGUUUAAUGAUGGGAUUAUACCUUUGUACAUCACUUCGCAGCAUUUUAACAAGAAGGUUGUGUUUGUGAUUCUUGAAUAUCAUAAUUGGUGGCUUAUGAAGUAUGGUGACAUCCUUUCACAUCUUUCAGAUUAUCCAAUGAUAGACUUUAGUGGAGACAAUCGAACACAUUGCUUCACUGAGGCAAUUGUUGGUCUGAGGAUCCAUGAUGAGCUCACUGUGGACUCUUCAUUGAUGAAAAACAAUAAGAGUAUUGUGGAUUUUCGAAACCUUCUUGACAGAGCUUACUGGCCUAGAAUUAGAGGUUUGAUUCAGGAUGAGGAACGAGAAGCACAAGAGAAGAAAAUCUCUUUCCGCCCAACAUCAGGGUCUGCAUUAGAUAUUGGAACAAAGGUGCAAUAUCAAGCAUGGAGACCAAAGUUGGUUAUCUUGUCUCGAAACGGUUCUAGAGCUAUAACUAAUGAGAACAUUUUGGUGAAAGUAGCAGGGGAAAUUGGGUUUCAGGUUCAUGUUCUGAGGCCUGAACGAACAACAGAAUUAGCAAAGAUUUAUAGGGCACUUAAUUCAAGUGAUGUCAUGAUUGGUGUCCAUGGUGCUGCCAUGACUCAUUUUCUAUUCAUGAAACCUGGCUCUGUUUUUAUUCAAGUUAUUCCCCUAGGAACAGACUGGGCAGCUGAGACAUACUAUGGAGAGCCUGCAAGGAAGCUUGGUUUGAAGUAUAUUGGCUACAAAAUCACGCCUAGAGAGAGCUCAUUGUUUGAUGAAUAUGAUAAAGAUGAUCCUGCUCUGAGAAAUCCUUCAAGUUUAACUAGCAAGGGAUGGGAAUACACUAAGAAGAUCUAUCUUGAGGGUCAAACCGUAAAACUAAACCUGAGAAGAUUUCAGAAGCGGCUGGUUCGUGCUUAUGACUAUAUCACUAGAAUCCACCUUCAAUCACGUCUCCAGUCACAGUAAUUUUCAUUAUUCUUUAUACUUGAUUGUUGAGGAUUGGCAAGCACAGCAUGAUAAUGUGUAAACUUUCGUUUGUAGAGGUUUAUCUUCUUCGACUUGUCUGUUUUGUAUGGUAGGAAAACCAUACAAAAUAAACUUCAUUUUGGUAAAAGCUAAUUGAACAUAAAUGAGUAGCCAAUCUCUCUUUCAUUUUCUGUAAAACUUUUGUACUUCAUAUUCUUAAGCUAAUGAAAUAUUGAAAUUUAUUCAUUGUUAUAAAUUGAAAAGACUGAUACUUGUAUAUAUUUCAUGCAUUGAAUAAUGGAUUACUCUCUUUUUUCUUCUGCAA